This is a messenger RNA of Dermacentor silvarum, 645 nucleotides long. Its product is annotated as 5'-nucleotidase-like. Gene Ontology annotation, cellular component: plasma membrane. The transcript is spliced from 3 exons. NCBI's taxonomy places the organism in Eukaryota, Metazoa, Arthropoda, Arachnida, Ixodida, Ixodidae. The coding region runs from base 109 to 498 and encodes 129 amino acids. The record is from RefSeq and is a predicted model, not a curated record. Gene Ontology annotation, molecular function: 5'-nucleotidase activity. Gene Ontology annotation, biological process: AMP catabolic process.
AUUACCUUCUCUUUUCUACAAGAUAUUACUCUUGGAGACGUGCUGCAGACGGCACCCUUCGGGCAAACCCUCCUUGUUGUAACCUUGUAUGGCUACCAGCUGCAACAAAUGUUCGAACACUCUGUUGGAAACUACAGCUACGUCAACAGAAAAGGACAAUUUCUUCAAGUGUCUGGAAUACGCGUUGCGUACAACUUAAGCUCACCGCCGAACAAUCGAGUUGUGUCGAUUGACAUACUAUGUACACAAUGUAAGGUACCUGUCUAUCAGCCAUUGGAAGAGUGCACCAUUUACAAAAUCGUCACAACUGAUUUUGUGGUCAGAGGCGGAGAUGGAUUUCAGAAGGCGACGAACGCUACUGAUUCAGGUCCUGUGGAUUUCGAAGUUCUUAAAGAUUACAUCAAGAAAAUGUCUCCAAUAAAGACCCCCGUAGAAGGACGUAUCACGAUAUACGGGAAUGUAACCACGAGUAAUGCGACAGUUGUGAAGACCAGCUGAGUAUCCAGUGUCACGCGCCCGACAAGAUGAUGAAGGUGCAGCGAAAAGGAACAACGAAUGUAUCACUCAUCUUUGUGAAUAAACCACGCGGGUUCAUUCGGUGUGUGUAAAAGGAAUAAACUUUAGACCAAAAAGAAACUCAGUGCC